AUGGAAGAAGAUGAUGAUGCUGCUGAUGAUCACCACCCCACCUGUUCCUCCUCUUCCUUUUUGCCUGCUGCUGGAGAUGGGGGAGGCGAAGUUGCUGCUGUGGUCCCGGUUGGCUGGACCAGCCAACAGUGGAGUGAGUGGAUCACACGCCUCCCAUGGCUGUUCUCCAAGGAUGGAUGUAUAGGCUGUAGUCUUUGCAGGGAUGCUAAACGCCUUCUCCUUACUGAUAAAACUGGAGCGCACUUAUCAGAACAAUGGAUUAACGGGGACGUAACCAGUAAAACAAAGAACAACUUGCGUAAGAAAAUCUACAAGCAUCGGGAUACUGUGGCGCACAACAGGGCAGUUGAACUGGCAGAAACAAGAAAACAAGCAAUACUGCCGAACAAGAUUCUCGCAAUCAACGCAAAGUUGUUAGAGGAAACGUCCAAUGCUUUCAGAUCCGCGUAUAUGGUAGCAAAGGAAAGGAUGGCAUUUAGAAAACUCCCACCUGUCAUGCAGCUCCAAGAGAUGAAUGGCGCAAAGGUAGGCCCUGUACACAGAUCAGACAAAUCCUGUGCUGAAAUUAUUGGCCACAUUGCACACGAAAUGCGGAAAAGGUUUGUUUCUAAUGUCAAAAAGGCCCAGUCAAAAAUAAGCAUCACUAUUGAUGAGAGCACAGUGCACGGACGUGCAUAUAUGAUUAUAUAUGUGAGAUGUGACGUGACAGGAAAGGGAGAUGUGGAUAAUGUCUUUUUAGACAUCAAGGAGUUAGCGCAGGGCACAGACGCCGAGUCCAUCUACAACAGCCUGAGAGAGACUCUACGUGGUGCAAGUUUUGAUGAUGAGUUUUUGAUUAACAAUCUAAUCAGUAUAGCCACUGACGGCGCUUCUGUCCUCACUGGCAAACGCAGUGGGGUCAUCACUCGCCUAAAACAGGACUUCCCAAAAAUUCAAUCAAUACACUGCCUUUGCCACCGAUUAGAGCUGGCCGUUCAUGACUCUCUAAAACUUGUUGCUGGAUGUAACCAUUUCGAGAUUUUUGUUUCAAAGUUGUACACUUUGUACAACCAGUCAGCAAAGAAUGUCAGACUCCUCGAGGAGGCAGCAGAGGAGUUGAACGUGCAGCUUUUAAAAAUCGGGCAGAUUUUUACUAUAAGGUGGGUGUCAAGCAGUUUUAGAACUGUGAAAGCAGUCUGGAACAACUACCCUGCUUUAGCAAGACACUUUAAAGUCGCAAGUGAGGAUCCAUCUCGUAAUGACACUGAGAGGAAGAAAUUCCUCGGGCUCCAUAAACAACUAUCAAGCGCUGGAUUUGUAGCUGAUCUGGCUUGCAUGAAAGACAUGCUUCGUGAGCUGCAGGCCUUGUCUCUACGGUUGCAGCAAAGGGACAUGGAUAUAGUGAGCGCUAAUUGUCAGAUCCAGAUGUGCAUCGAUGUACUUUCCGCUAUGAAAGAGUGUGGAGGCAAAUCUGCACAGAAGGCCGAGGAACGCAUAACAGAAGGACUGUUUAAAGGUUUGGAGCUAAUUGAGAGCAGCGGUAAGAUUAAAAGGGGUCAGUUCUAUCAGUCUGUGAUCGACAAUCUUAAAAAGCGAAUGCCAGAGUCAGAUCUCGUUAGUAUGCUCAAACCCCUCGACAAGCGCUUUUGGCCAAAGGACCGCAACGCACUUGUACUCUAUGGAGAAAAAGAAAUACGGGCUCUUGCGAAAACACUCGGUGAAUCUGCCAGUGAAGCAGUGCAGGAGCUUCGCGACUGGAAGUUGCAAGAUGGUGUUGCACCAGGCAAAACGCUGGAGAAGCUGUCCAUAGCAAGCAGAACAUACCUGCCCACUUCAUCGGAGUGCGAGAGAGGCUUUUCAGCUGUGAAUGACACUGACUCUAAGACUCGCAAUAGACUGUGUGAAGCCAGCAUCUCAUCAGUACUUUUUGUGGACCUUAAUGGACCUCCAUUGGAGAGAUUCGAUCCAAUGCCAUUCGUCACAUCUUGGCUUAAAUCAGGUCAUCGCCUGUCCACAUCAUGGGUUACUGGACCUCGAGCAAAAGCAGCUGAACCCAGGGCGCUGUGGUCGCUUCUGUAUUAG
Messenger RNA from Sardina pilchardus (European sardine), 2061 nucleotides. Its product is annotated as E3 SUMO-protein ligase KIAA1586-like. The record is from RefSeq and is a predicted model, not a curated record. Lineage: Eukaryota; Metazoa; Chordata; Actinopteri; Clupeiformes; Clupeidae. Bases 1 to 2061 code for a protein of 686 amino acids. The transcript has a single exon.